UUAAUGUACCCAAUCGUCUAGCGUCAUCGUUAAGAACAUGACGUUGGAAAUCCUUCGGGUUGAAAACAAACCCGCAAAUCGAAUACAUGUGAUGAUAUAAAGCCCCCUGAUGAAUUAUUAGAUGGGUUGAUAUCAAUCACAUGAAUCAUGGAGAGUCACGCAGCCUAUUCAUGGGAUCAUCCCCGAUACUCCAGAAAUUCGACCAGUUAUUCCUCCUCGCCCAGAGAGACAAGCCGGAAGCAAAGCUGCUCCUCAGUCAGUGAAGAUGAUCAUGAUAGUUGCGUCGGGAUGGCGAGCGGCUCCAAGUACCCACCACUCUUUUGCAGAUCCAGCGAAAGAUGCUGCCCCCCUAGCAGCCCUCCGUACAGCCCACCAUGCUGUCCUCAAUACUGCCCACCAUACUGCCCUCCAGUGUGCUCGAAAGCGUGCAGCUGCUCUGACCUCAGGAACUGCAGCCCUUGCAGUAGCCCGUGUAGUGACAGCCUCAGCCCGUGUUGCUCUCGCAGUGUACAUAAGCCGAUCCGUCUGAUCGUAUCUCCUAAACGUCGUCCUUUCUUUGCAGAAUUGAAUCAAUGCGGAUUUUUCAACCUUUUCGGUAUAAUUCUGUUUCUAGUCGUGGCAGCUCUCUUUACAAUGUCUCUGAUAGAAUAUAUCCUGUACCACGAAUACUACGGGGAUCAAGGUCAGGCACCAGGCUGAGAACUGAGAACAAAGUAAAUGAUAAUGAAUUGAUUCUCUUAGAACAGAGGAACCGAUACGAACACUAGAGUAACUUCAACCAUGCCAGUUAGGAGAGGAAUUUAAAAGCCAGAGCUGAAACCAGAUUUAAGUUAGUCAAAUUUUGUGAUCCCAGAUGGGAUGAUGUGGACUAUAAAGGAUAAAUUAUCUUAUCACUCAAGACGUCAAAUAAGGAUAAGUAUUAGAUCAUGCUAUCAAUCGGUGAAGAUAAGUCUUAAGAUAGAAGAAUUUUCACGUGUUAACGAAAGGGGGAUAAUUCUUAGUACUCAAUGAUGUUACAAUAUUGAAUGAGUUAUUCCCAUGUAUUGCGCUAUAACAAUGUUGAUGUGUAGUUUUGAAUAAUAAAAAAGUUGAUUUCUAUUUCGAAAGAAAGUCCACUUUAAAAAAUAUAUACUCUUAUAGAUAUUUUCUAUUC
Molecule: messenger RNA, 1153 nt
Organism: Biomphalaria glabrata
Lineage: Eukaryota; Metazoa; Mollusca; Gastropoda; Planorbidae
Product: late cornified envelope-like proline-rich protein 1
Exons: 5
Coding region: 148-699 (183 amino acids)
Source: RefSeq, a predicted model, not a curated record